Drosophila takahashii is the source of this 3266-nucleotide messenger RNA. RefSeq names its product Imitation SWI (gene Iswi). Gene Ontology annotation, biological process: regulation of transcription by RNA polymerase II; nucleosome organization. NCBI's taxonomy places the organism in Eukaryota, Metazoa, Arthropoda, Insecta, Diptera, Drosophilidae. Gene Ontology annotation, cellular component: nucleus; chromatin. The record is from RefSeq and is a predicted model, not a curated record. Gene Ontology annotation, molecular function: nucleosome binding; histone binding; DNA binding.
UUGGAGACAGACGCCGGCAUUGCAAAGAUGUCCAAAACAGAAACGGCCGCCGUGGAGGCAACCGAGGAGAACUCGAACGAGACAACUUCGGAUGCGGCCACCAGCUCGUCCGGCGAAAAGGAGGCCGAGUUCGACAACAAAAUCGAGGCGGAUCGCAGUAGGCGCUUCGAUUUCCUGCUGAAGCAAACUGAGAUCUUCACCCACUUCAUGACCAACAGUGCCAAGAGUCCCACCAAGCCCAAGGGCAGGCCCAAGAAGAUCAAGGACAAGGAAAAGGACAAAGACAAGGACAAGGAUGCGGCCGACCAUCGGCAUCGCAAAACGGAGCAGGAGGAGGAUGAGGAGCUGCUGGCGGAGGACUCGGCCACCAAGGAGAUUUUCCGCUUCGACGCCUCACCCGCCUACAUCAAAAGUGGGGAGAUGCGUGACUAUCAGAUUCGCGGACUCAACUGGAUGAUUUCCCUGUACGAGAAUGGCAUCAACGGAAUCCUGGCCGAUGAAAUGGGUCUGGGAAAGACCCUGCAGACAAUUUCCUUGCUGGGUUAUCUCAAGCAUUUCAAAAACCAAGCUGGUCCCCACAUCGUCAUCGUGCCCAAGUCCACGCUGCAGAACUGGGUGAACGAGUUCAAGAAGUGGUGUCCUUCCCUCAGGGCCGUCUGCCUGAUUGGCGACCAGGACACGCGCAACACCUUCAUUCGGGACGUGCUCAUGCCGGGCGAAUGGGACGUCUGCGUGACCUCCUAUGAGAUGUGCAUUCGCGAGAAGUCGGUUUUCAAGAAGUUCAACUGGCGCUACUUGAUCAUCGACGAAGCGCAUCGCAUUAAAAACGAGAAAUCAAAGCUCUCGGAGAUCUUGCGAGAGUUCAAGACCGCCAAUCGGCUGCUCAUCACGGGUACUCCGCUGCAGAAUAAUCUCCACGAGCUGUGGGCCCUACUCAAUUUCCUGCUGCCCGAUGUUUUCAACUCCUCGGAGGACUUUGACGAGUGGUUCAACACGAACACUUGUUUGGGCGACGAUGCGUUGAUUACGCGCUUGCACGCCGUCCUAAAGCCCUUCCUGCUGCGUCGACUCAAGGCCGAGGUGGAGAAGCGGCUGAAGCCGAAGAAGGAGAUGAAAAUCUUUGUCGGCCUGUCCAAUAUGCAACGCGACUGGUACACCAAGGUGCUGCUCAAGGACAUUGACGUGGUGAACGGCGCCGGCAAGGUGGAGAAGAUGCGACUGCAGAACAUCCUGAUGCAGUUGCGCAAGUGCACCAACCACCCGUAUCUGUUCGAUGGCGCCGAACCGGGGCCACCGUACACCACGGACACCCAUUUGGUGUUUAAUUCCGGCAAGAUGGCCAUUCUCGACAAGCUGCUGCCCAAGCUGCAGGAGCAGGGAUCGCGUGUGCUGAUCUUCUCUCAGAUGACGCGGAUGUUGGACAUCCUGGAGGACUAUUGCCACUGGCGCAACUACAACUACUGUCGCCUGGACGGUCAGACGCCGCACGAGGAUCGCAACAGGCAGAUCCAGGAGUUCAACAUGGACAACAGCGCCAAGUUCCUCUUCAUGUUGUCCACUCGAGCCGGUGGCUUGGGCAUCAAUUUGGCCACCGCCGAUGUGGUCAUUAUCUACGACUCGGAUUGGAAUCCCCAGAUGGAUUUGCAGGCCAUGGAUCGUGCCCAUCGUAUUGGUCAGAAGAAGCAAGUGCGCGUAUUCCGCCUGAUCACCGAGAGCACUGUUGAGGAGAAGAUCGUGGAGAGGGCCGAGGUGAAGUUGCGGCUGGACAAGAUGGUCAUCCAGGGUGGUAGAUUGGUCGACAAUCGUUCUAAUCAGUUGAACAAGGAUGAAAUGCUUAACAUUAUCCGCUUCGGAGCCAAUCAAGUGUUCAGCUCCAAGGAGACUGACAUUACAGACGAAGACAUUGACGUUAUUCUGGAGCGCGGCGAGGCAAAGACGGCCGAACAAAAGGCCACGCUGGACAGUCUGGGCGAGAGUUCACUGCGCACAUUUACGAUGGACACAAAUGGCGAGGGAGGCACCUCCUCGGUCUACCAAUUCGAGGGCGAGGAUUGGCGUGAGAAGCAGAAGCUUAAUGCUCUGGGCAACUGGAUUGAACCGCCCAAGCGAGAGCGCAAGGCGAACUAUGCAGUGGAUGCCUACUUUCGGGAGGCACUGCGCGUUUCUGAGCCCAAGGCUCCGAAGGCACCACGCCCACCCAAGCAGCCCAUCGUGCAAGACUUUCAAUUUUUCCCACCCCGUCUCUUCGAGCUGCUAGACCAGGAGAUCUACUACUUCCGCAAGACCGUCGGCUACAAGGUGCCCAAGAACACUGAGUUGGGCUCGGAGGCCACAAAGGUUCAGCGCGAGGAGCAGCGCAAGAUCGACGAGGCUGAGCCGCUGAGUGAAGAUGAGAUACAGGAGAAGGAGAACCUGCUCUCACAUGGUUUUACCGCCUGGACCAAGCGCGACUUCAAUCAGUUUAUUAAGGCCAACGAGAAGUACGGUCGUGAUGACAUCGACAACAUUGCAAAGGACGUGGAGGGCAAGACACCGGAGGAGGUUAUCGAGUACAAUGCGGUCUUCUGGGAGCGCUGCACUGAGUUGCAGGAUAUUGAGCGAAUUAUGGGACAAAUUGAGCGCGGAGAGGGCAAGAUACAGCGACGUCUUUCUAUCAAGAAGGCCUUGGAUCAAAAGAUGUCCCGGUAUCGCGCGCCCUUCCAUCAGUUGCGACUGCAAUAUGGCAACAAUAAGGGCAAGAAUUACACAGAAAUCGAGGAUCGAUUUCUGGUUUGCAUGCUGCACAAGUUGGGCUUCGACAAGGAGAACGUUUACGAGGAGCUCAGAGCGGCCAUAAGAGCUUCCCCUCAGUUCCGUUUCGACUGGUUCAUCAAAUCUCGCACAGCUCUAGAGCUACAGCGUCGUUGCAAUACACUGAUUACCCUCAUCGAACGUGAGAACAUCGAGCUGGAGGAGAAGGAACGCGCCGAGAAGAAGAAAAAGGCGCCCAAGGGCAGCGUGUCCGCGGGCAGCGGAAGUGCCAGCUCCAAUACCCCAGCACCCACGCCGCAACCGAAGGCCAAUCAGAAGCGAAAGAGCGAGGUGGUGGCCACCAGUUCCAACUCGAAAAAGAAGAAGAAGUAGAGAGGCAAUGGAGGAACGAUAUUCACAUGAGAUUUGGCUCCACACUCAGCAUUAGGCAGUUACACACUUAGUUAAGACAAGCGAUUACUUAAACAUAUUUCACUCGACAUAGAUACUUAGUUUUUAACUCACACCGGAAGCAA